AUGGAGGGUAACAACAAGAAGGGCUACGGGUGGGCAAUCUCAGCCGUCCUAAAUGCCACUCUGGCUGCUGUUUCGGCGAAGCUCAUCACUCCUCAGAUUGUUAGGUAUGGUUUGGUGAUAUUGUUCAAUGCGACAAUGUGGGGAUGUUAUGUGAACAGCCUUAAAGCUCUGUCUUCUCUGCAAGCUAUUGUUACAAAUUUUGCUGCGAACUUCUUGUUUUCUAGUCUAGCUGGAUACUUUUUGUUCCAAGAACCCUUAUCUUUUCAGUGGUUUGCAGGUGCCCUGCUCAUUGUUGUUGGUUCACUCGUACUUAGUAAGUUGAGUAUUGAGAGGAAGGCCCAUACCCAUUAA
This is a messenger RNA of Prunus avium (sweet cherry), 351 nucleotides long. RefSeq lists its product as uncharacterized. The record is from RefSeq and is a predicted model, not a curated record. Lineage: Eukaryota; Viridiplantae; Streptophyta; Magnoliopsida; Rosales; Rosaceae.